GUUGCGAGAAAAGUUUUACGCGACCAGACUCAUUAACGAAGCAUAUGAAAAGUCAACACGGAGAUCUACCAAAGAAACGUGUCAUGGAAGAAGGUCCGAGAACUUAUAAAAAACGGAAGUUGUCAGUCUCACCGGAAGAGGAUGAUGAAGAUUCGCAUACUUCACAUAGUCGUCAACCACGUCAAAAUUAUAGUCAGCACCAUAACCAAUUAAGAAACAGACAGCAACCUUCAGAUAGAUCGAGACAACAGCAAUCUUCGCGGCAAUCACCAGAAAAUCCAUAUCAAAAUCGUGAUUAUACAUCUGAUGAAGAUACUUCAGUUCUAGAAGUUUCAGAUUCUCUCUCGAGCGAUG
Molecule: messenger RNA, 354 nt
Organism: Acaulospora morrowiae
Lineage: Eukaryota; Fungi; Glomeromycota; Glomeromycetes; Diversisporales; Acaulosporaceae
Source: the annotation of a GenBank genome assembly